UUCGCCUUCAUCUUUCACAGAAAAAGUUCAGUAUGUGGAAGCUCAAAGUUGCAGAAGGGCAUGGUCCAUGGCUGUACAGCCUCAACAACUAUGUCGGCAGGCAGAUCUGGGAGUUCGACCCUGAAGCUGGGACCCCAGAAGAGCGAGAAGAGGUCAGGAAAGUCCAGGAGAAUUUCACAAAGAAUCGGUUUCGCUACAAACCUAAUGGGGAUCUCCUAAUGAGGAUGCAGCUUAUCAAGGAAAACCAAAUAGAUUUGAGCAUACCACCAGUGAGGCUGGGAGAAAAGGAGGAAGUAACAUAUGAAGUAGUGACAACUGCAGUGAGGAAAGCUGUGAGGCUGAAUAGAGCCAUCCAGGCCAAGGAUGGUCACUGGCCUGCUGAGAAUGCUGGUCCUUUGUUUUUCACACCUCCACUGAUUAUGGUGUUAUACUUUACUGGAACCCUAAAUAUUGCUCUAACACCCGAACACAAAGUGGAGCUUCUUCGCUACAUUACUAACCAUCAAAAUGAAGAUGGUGGGUGGGGAUUCCAUAUCGAGGGGCACAGCACAAUGCUUGGAACAACCCUCAGCUACAUCUCCAUGCGUAUACUAGGAGUAGGACCUGAUGACAAGGCUGUGGCAGCAGGAAGGAAAUGGAUUCUCGAUCGUGGCGGUGCAACCUAUUCACCAUCUUGGGGGAAGUGUUAUCUCUCGGUGUUUGGACUGUAUGAAUGGUCUGGCUGCAACCCUUUGCCACCAGAGUUCUGGCUUUUCCCUUCAUUUUUGCCCAUGCAUCCAGAUAAAAUGUGGUGCUAUUGUCGAACAGUUUACAUGCCUAUGUCAUAUUUAUACGGCACAAGAUUUCAGGCACCCAUUACUGAUCUGGUUCUACAACUGAGGGAAGAAAUGCACACUAAACCAUACCAUGAAAUCAAUUGGGUUAAAGCACGGCUUUUAUGCGCAAAGGAGGAUUACUACUACCCACAUUCCCUCAUACAAGAUGUGCUUUGGGGUGGGCUUUAUCACUUUGGUGAGCUGAUUCUGAAACAUUGGCCUAUCUCCAAAAUUAGAGAGAGGGCUGUAAAGAAAGCAAUUGAUAUCAUUCACUGGGAAGAUGAGAACAGUAGAUAUCUGACUCCUGGAUGUGUGGAGAAGGCUUUCCACAUGAUGGUUGUUUGGGCAGAGAAUCCAGACUCAAAUUCAGAUGCUUUCAAGCAUCACCUUGCCCGAAUUCCCGACUACUUAUGGAUGGCAGAGGAUGGAAUGAAAGUGCAGAGUUUUGGGAGUCAGCUAUGGGACACUUCUCUUUGCAUUCAAGCCAUCCUGGAAAGUGGUAUGGUUGAAGAAUACGGGACUACUCUCAAGAAAGGUCACGACUACAUUAAAUUAUCACAGUGUCAAGAAAAUCCAUCUGGUGAUUUCCGGAGUAGGUAUCGUCACUUUUCAAAAGGAGCCUGGACUUUCUCUGAUCGUGAUCAUGGUUGGCAAGUCUCUGACUGCACAUCUGAAGCAUUGAGGGUCUUGUUGUUACUAUCACAAUUUCCAGAACUUGUCGGCGAAAAGGUCAAACCUCAACGCUUAUUUGAUGCUGUCAAUUUCCUCUUCUCCUUGCAAGGCAAAAGUGGUGGUUUGGCUAUUUGGGAGCCAGCAGGAGCUGAAGAAUGGUUGGAGAAGUUGAAUCCUUCAGAACUUUUCGCCAACAUAGUCACUGAGCAUGAGUAUGUGGAAUGUACAUCAUCAGCUAUCCAGACUCUACUGUUGUUCAAGAAAUUGUAUCCUAAUCAUAGAAGGAAAGAAGUAGACAACUUCAUAGAAAAGGCAACCCGUUAUGUCAAGAAUGUACAGAGGCCAGAUGGAUCUUGGUAUGGUGGCUGGGGAGUUUGCUUCACCUAUGCUGCAUGGUUUGCAUUAUCAGGGUUAGCUGCUGCUGGGAAAACAUACUCAAACAGCAAAACCGUUCAUAAAGGUGUCGAUUUUUUGCUUUCAAAGCAGAAGGCAAAUGGUGGUUGGGGAGAGAGCUAUCUUUCAUGCCCAGAUAUGGUGUAUGUACACUUAGAGAAGGAUCGCACCAAUUUGGUACAAACCGCAUGGUGUUUGAUGGGUCUAAUUGAAGCUGGACAGGUCGAGAGAGAUCCAACCCCUCUACACAAAGCAGCUAAGCUACUGAUUAACUCACAGUUGGACAAUGGGGAUUUCCCUCAAGAGGAAAUCACUGGAGUCUACAUGAAUAACUGUAUGCUACACUAUGCGAGCUAUAGAAACAUUUUCCCGACAUGGGCUCUUGGAAUGUACCGUAGACGUGUUCUGAAGCCUCCCCAGAAGCUCUAAGCACUAAGCUCAAGUAGAAAGUUUUCCUCCAUAUGCUCUCUUCUUUUUCUUUCUUUAAACAAAAACAAGGCGUUUUGUCAUAUGUGAAUGUGCUCAUCUUACAUGUACAAGUCAAUACAAGCUCAAUAGUAUUAUAAAAAUGGAAGUCUUCAGCAUCUUCUGUCAUUUGACAACUUUCAUCCUCGUGUAUACUCAAAAGUUAUUAUGGAAGACACUUCUUUCGAGAACAAGAUGCGAGCCACACUUCAAC
Molecule: messenger RNA, 2559 nt
Organism: Vitis riparia (riverbank grape)
Lineage: Eukaryota; Viridiplantae; Streptophyta; Magnoliopsida; Vitales; Vitaceae
Product: beta-amyrin synthase-like
Exons: 19
Coding region: 33-2309 (758 amino acids)
Biological process (GO): triterpenoid biosynthetic process
Cellular component (GO): lipid droplet
Molecular function (GO): beta-amyrin synthase activity
Source: RefSeq, a predicted model, not a curated record